CAAUACAAGGUACAAGAAAUUUAAAGCAAGAACCCGUGAUCCGAUUGGUGACGAUGAUGACGAAAAAAUGCAUAGUUUGCAACUAAUUCAUGCGGACUUGUUUCCCGAUACGAUGGAAUAUCUUAAAGCCAUGGACGGCAAACCAUACGCAAUUCGAAGUACCAAUGGCCCUAAUGUGUUGUACGAUCUCCUUUCUGACACUGAUAAAGGAAAAAGCGUGGAAGAAAUCGCAAGGACCUAUGCCGGUUUGGAGUGCGCCGUCGCACUAGACCCAAUUAUCCUUUCUCCGGAAGAGAUUUCUGAAGCAAACAAAAGUCAGUUCGACCUGCACAUUCCCGAACUCUGCGAGGACAAAUCCCAUAUAUGCCUGAAAUUGGACACUUCCGACACGUCGAUGGGCGGAAGCAAAUUCGAUCUUGAAUUCUACUUGAAUGGUGGAACCAGCGGCUCCGUCGCACCGACGACCAACUUGGAAACCGGCGGAUCGUCGGAUCCACGCCUCUUAAAGGCUAUGGCCUCGGCAACGGGUUGCAUUCAAGAAGGAAUAAAAGAGAACGUCAAGUUCGACCUCGAAGGUCAUCACGGGCUCGUUAACUACGAUGCUACGCCCGGGGAUCAAUCUCCAGCACAGCAAACCUAUCAAGUUGUGCUGUCACUCAGAGCAAACGUGGGCUUCUUAGGUCACGGUACCACGCUGGCAGAGACAGAUGGAAGCCGUCAAUGUGAACGGCGAAGAAUACGUCCCGAGGUACGAUGGAAAGGUCGAGAGAAAGAUGGAUUUCUGGCUCGUCUCCGGUGUCGUCGGCAUAAGAGUCGAUUACGGAACCGAAAGCUACAAACCCUACAGCCAGCCAAACAGAUGGGGAACAAAAUUCUACGGCCGGUUCAACUCCGACGUCGAGCUGUUCAUCCGGUCGAGCAGUUCGAGUUUUGCCCACGUGUUCUCUUGCGAACCCCCGCCCCACCGGCUCCGAUCUGCGCGGGGGACAGCAACGAAGUUCCCCACGACGGGCACCAGGGAUCCUCGUCGGACGGCGACAACACCUUCCUAGUGAACGAAAAAACGGACGGUGGAAGUUGUUCGACCGGGCCGACGGGAACCCCGUCGUCCACGGGCCGCCCGGUCACGCGUGGCCAUCGGCUGCCUCUGGAAAAAAGCCGAGACCACCCGGUUGGAAGGAAACGAACGAAACGAAACGAAACGAAACGAAACGAAACGAAACGAAACGAAACGGCGACUUUUGUCGUGCACGGGCGGUCGAAACGGCCACGAAUCGAUUCUGCAAGACGACGGAAACCUGGUCAUCGACGACACACACACGGACAAUCAUCCAUUUGGGACACCCAGGCCAAUCCGAGCAAGCAGUGACACCGGAGCUUUGGCGGUUGUGUAUGCCCGUUCGACCUUGGUGUACGGGAGAAUUGCCCUCGUUCUAGCAUGCUUCCCAGGCUAGACACCAAGCCCGGUCGACUUGCAGUUCAAUGAAAACGUAAGUACAAAUAACGACAAUCUUAGUUUCGUGCUGUGUCCAUGGUGCUCCGCAAGGCAUCGGCGGUAUCCUAAGCAGCUAGAAGUAUCUCGGUAGCACAACAUCGCAUGGCAAAGCAUAUCAUAUCAUAUCAUUUCAUAUCAUUUCAUGGUCCGUGGCGGUUCUAGCCCCCGUGGGAACGGAUCGUGUCCUACACUCCGAGAUC
Molecule: messenger RNA, 1695 nt
Organism: Pseudo-nitzschia multistriata
Lineage: Eukaryota; Bacillariophyta; Bacillariophyceae; Bacillariales; Bacillariaceae
Source: the annotation of a GenBank genome assembly